Trichomycterus rosablanca is the source of this 2568-nucleotide messenger RNA. RefSeq names its product cyclin Y-like 1 (gene ccnyl1). Gene Ontology annotation, cellular component: plasma membrane. Gene Ontology annotation, biological process: regulation of canonical Wnt signaling pathway; regulation of cyclin-dependent protein serine/threonine kinase activity. Gene Ontology annotation, molecular function: protein kinase binding; cyclin-dependent protein serine/threonine kinase activator activity. The record is from RefSeq and is a predicted model, not a curated record. NCBI's taxonomy places the organism in Eukaryota, Metazoa, Chordata, Actinopteri, Siluriformes, Trichomycteridae. The transcript is spliced from 10 exons. The coding region runs from base 741 to 1760 and encodes 339 amino acids.
GUGGUGGAACAGAUGGCGGCGACUGAAGACGGAUACUGGCCGGUGGUGUGGAGGAGGAGAUAACGAGAGGGUCCCUGAAAAGAGCAUAAUGGGGAAGUUUAAGCUCGAAAAUUAACAAUUUAGCGUUCUAAGAACGCGAGGAGCUAUUCACUCAUUUAUUUAUUAAUAGGUGGCAUAGUGAAGAAGCGGCGUUCACUGGACAGCUAAAAGGCCUGGACGGCUGUGGGACUGAGAACUGUAAUUACCGUGCUGUGCUGUGGAAUAUUUACAUUUAUUUUACUUCAUGUUAUAAAUGACUUUUUUACACAUUAACUUUUUUUUUACGCUUACGCGCAUACUCUGGAUCUAAACAAAGCGAGUUAGCUUAAAGGCUAAUUGUCCGCUUAUUUACUAAGAACAUAGCAACGUUAGCUAGCAAUGUUCUUGUGCUACGUAGAAAUGAAUGGCCGAAUCAGCUACAAUGUAUGGAUAAAUGUGUAGAGAUUAGAAAGUUCUUUGAUUUGAAAAUCGGAUGAGUCUAUGAGCUGAUCAGUGAGUUACAUUAGCUAGAUCUUAUUUCCAUUUGUUCAAUACAGAACAAAACCACAUACCUCCAUGUUGGCCGGCUAGUGCGUACCGAAGUUGUCCGGAUUAAGUAAACUUAAGUGGGUCGAGUCCGAAUUUCCUCUGAUGUGUGGAUUGAGUUCAGUGUGGGUUUCAGAGGAACAGGUUUUAAACCUCAGCACUAAGUACAGUGCAACAUGGGAAAUACAGUGUCCUGCUGCGUGUCUCCCAGCGGCAGCCCCAAAAUCCCACGGCCCAUCGAGCGCAUUGAGGAAUACCAGAUAAACGCAGAUUUGUCUGAAGACACCGGGCCGUACCUACAGCACAUCAGCGACCGGGAGUUACCGGAGGAUUUAGCUUUAGAGUCCAACCCUUCAGAUCAUGCCCGUGCUAGCACCAUCUUCCUCAGCAAGUCACAGACAGAUGUCCGGGACAAGAGGAAAAGCAAUCAUAUAAAUCAUGUAUCUCCUGGUCUACUCUCCAAAAAAUACAGCUCCUGCUCUACCAUAUUUAUAGAUGAUAGUACAGUUAGUCAGCCUAACCUUAAAAGCACAAUUAAAUGCGUUACAUUAGCAAUAUAUUAUCAUAUUAAAAACAGAGACUCGGACAGAUCGCUGGACAUUUUUGACGAGAAGAAGCAUCCACUUUCUAGGGAGCAAGUUCCAGAUGAUUACUACAGAACAGACCCUGAACACAAACUCAUCUACAGAUUCAUCAGGACACUGUUCAGCGCUGCUCAGCUCACUGCUGAGUGUGCCAUUGUCACACUGGUGUAUUUGGAGCGGCUUCUGACGUAUGCAGAGCUUGACAUCUGUCCAUCCAACUGGAAGAGAAUUGUACUGGGAGCCAUCUUACUAGCCUCCAAAGUGUGGGAUGACCAGGCGGUGUGGAAUGUGGACUACUGCCAGAUCCUUAAAGACAUCACUGUAGAGGAUAUGAAUGAGAUGGAGAGGCAUUUCCUGGAGCUGCUACAGUUUAAUAUCAAUGUUCCGGCCAGUGUAUAUGCCAAGUAUUAUUUUGACCUGCGUUCGCUGGCUGACGACAACAACCUGAGCUUCCCUCUGGAACCUCUGAGCAACGAGCGUGCUCAAAAACUUGAGGCUAUUUCCAGACUGUGUGAGAAUAAAUACAAAGAUCUGAGCAGAGCUGCCAUGAGGAGAUCCUUCAGCGCAGACAACCUGGUGGGCAUCCGCAGAUCCAACGCUGUGCUCUCCUAGACAUCUGAUCUCAGACUUGCAUUGCUUCCCACCUUUCGGUAGAGACUUUUUCACUGGCCCUGAUUCUUGUAACAACCAAUGACCUACAACAAAAAGUGACUCGAGUGUCUUUUUUUCUUUCUGUUUAUAUUUUGCUUACUAUGUAGGCUACUAGCUGUGAACUUGCCAGUUUCAAAUUGAAAUCAAUUGCAGUUGGAUUAUUUUAAAUAAACACUACAUGAAAAAAGGUUUCUCUGUUUGACAGAUCUGCUACUGAGCGGAGUUUUGGGACUGCAUGAAAGAUGACAUGUUUUAUAAUAUACGGUAUAAUGAUUAUGAUAAAUGGAUGGAUGAUACAGGAUGGUUUGUGCAUAGAAAAUGUUAUAAUUAAUUAUAGGCAUGCAGUGCCAGAAAAACAGCAGGCUGCAUUGUUUUUGCUUGAUUGUUUUUUUAAAACACUACGGGUUCUACAAAACCAAACAUUCAUCAUUAGACUUAAUUGUAGCAAGCAUGUGAAGCCAGAUUUCACAUUUCACUGACUAAUAAAAUAGGUGCACACAAGCUCUUCAUUCCAGAUUGAUCAAUAAAUAUGACUUGUAUACUUUUAACUGUCCUGUGCUGUGCCACCCAUUUGCAACUGUCUGGAGUUAUUUCAUUUUCAUUUCAUGCCAUGCCAGUGUGGCUUUUAACCUUCAAAGACCUGCCAGUAGCUGAAUUGGCUACUCUAGGUGGGCAUGGGAAAAUGGUUAAGUUGUGCUCCAAGAUAGACAGGUGCAUGGUCCAGGAUGUAUCUAAAAUUAAAUAAAAUACCUACUGCUUGUUCUUAAUA